UCUCUCUUUCGUUCACCAUUUCUGGCGCUUCACUCGAUAAACAAAAAAACCUUAGAAGAGAAAAAAAGCUCUCUAGAUUUUCUCGCAUUUUCUCGUCUCCCAAACAAAGCCUCCACGAAAGCUCGAUUUGUACUCGUCUCCUGGUCUUCACGCUCUCAAACCACACCAAUUUCGCUUCCAAAGUCACCGCUGCAAAAUGUCGCGUCUCUCCGUCUCCAUUUGCCUCUCCUUUUGUUUUCUUACUCCCUUUGUCUUUUCCUCUUCCUCGGCCGAACCGGAAACAUGCUCCGGGAUUGUUCCGGUGAGGUACCGGAACGAUAAGAUCUCAAUAACGGAUUUCGGCGGCGUCGGAGACGGUCGGACGGUGAACACGAAGGCGUUCCGGGCGGCGAUUUACCGGAUUCAGCAUCUCCGGAGGAGAGGUGGUACUCUUCUCUAUAUACCUCCCGGUGUCUAUCUCACUGAGAGCUUCAAUCUGACCAGUCACAUGACUCUCUACCUGGCUAGAGGCGCCGUAAUCAGAGCCGUUCAGGAUACAUUGAAUUGGCCAUUGAUUGCGCCUCUGCCAUCUUAUGGAAGAGGGAGGGAGUUGCCUGGAGGAAGAUACAUGAGCUUCAUUCAUGGAGAUGGGCUUCGUGAUGUGGUCAUCACCGGGGAAAAUGGGACAAUCGAUGGCCAAGGAGAAGUCUGGUGGAACAUGUGGUGGCGAAGAACGCUCAAGUUCACGAGGCCAAAUCUUGUUGAGUUCUUGAACUCCAAGGGAAUCGUUAUCUCUAACGUCAUUUUCCAGAAUUCUCCCUUUUGGAAUAUCCACCCUGUCUAUUGCAGUAACGUAGUCAUCCAUCACGUUACCAUCUUGGCUCCACCGGACUCCCCCAACACCGAUGGAAUUGAUCCAGGGACUUUGAACUUGGUACUAAUGAAAACUGAACCCUGUUUCUUUGCCCUAGACUCGAGCUCCAACGUUUGCAUAGAAGACUCCUAUAUCUCAACUGGAGACGAUCUAGUCGCCGUGAAAAGUGGAUGGGACGAGUACGGGAUCGCCUUUGGCCGUCCUAGCUCAAACAUAACUAUCCGACGCAUAACGGGAUCAUCCCCAUUUGCCGGAAUCGCCAUAGGAAGCGAAACCUCGGGCGGAAUCAAAAACAUCUUGGCCCAACACAUCACUCUCUCGAACAUGGGGGUAGGUGUCAACAUCAAGACAAACAUCGGCCGAGGAGGUUUCAUACAAAACAUCAGAAUCUCCGAUGUAUACGUAGAAAAUGCUCGUUAUGGGAUCAAGAUCGCUGGCGAUACGGGCGAUCACCCCGACGGGAACUAUAACCCGAAUGCUCUCCCUAUCGUGAAGGGCAUAAAGAUCAAUAACGUCUGGGGAGUGAACGUUCUAAACGCCGGUUCUAUCAGAGGCCUCAAGGGUUCACCAUUUACAGGGAUCUGUCUGAGUGAGAUUAACCUCCACGGAAGAUGGAACUCGUAUCCGACGUGGAAGUGUUCCGAUGUUAUUGGAACUUCACUUAAGGUCAGUCCGUGGCCUUGUUCGGAGCUGAGAAGCACCGGGAAAGCCAGUUCUUGUUUGUCCGAAUUCUAGAACUUUCGUUCCACGUUGUAAGUGUUCAAUUUUUCGAAUCAUAUUUUACUCGCUGUGAGAAAAAAAAAAACCCCCCGUCCAUAUGUUAUGUAUUUAUCUAUAGCUUGCGCAUAUCGUUGUAAGCACUAUCACACACGAGUGCACGACGUGUACGAACAAUGAGACCGGACCCAAGUCCAAAUUCCAUUUAUUUAUGUUGUAACC
Molecule: messenger RNA, 1792 nt
Organism: Tarenaya hassleriana
Lineage: Eukaryota; Viridiplantae; Streptophyta; Magnoliopsida; Brassicales; Cleomaceae
Product: probable polygalacturonase
Exons: 6
Coding region: 197-1588 (463 amino acids)
Biological process (GO): carbohydrate metabolic process
Molecular function (GO): polygalacturonase activity
Source: RefSeq, a predicted model, not a curated record